CAACAACAAUGUCGACUGUGGCUAUCAACCUGCCUCUCCCCGUCCUGCCUGCGGGCUGGGCGGCGGAAAAGGAUUUCAAGGCCGUUGGCGCCCUGUCAGCCCCUACUCAGCGUAACAUUGAGCCUGUCGGCCCUCACUUCCUGGCCCACGCCCGCAGGAUGCGCCAUAAGCGCACCUUCUCUGAGGAUGAUCGUAUCCAGGCCGAGAAAUCUGCCAAGAAGGUCGAAGAGGAGGAUGACGGCGACAUCUCCGAGCCCGAGGACCCGCUGAUGCUUCAGCGUGACGCCAAGGACUGGAAGGGUCAAGACCAUUAUGCUGUCCUUGGUCUCUCCAAGUACCGCUGGAGAGCUACUGAGGACCAGAUUAAGCGCGCCCACCGCAAGAAGGUCCUCCGUCACCACCCCGACAAGAAGGCCGCCGCUGGUCAGGCCCAGGACGACAGUUUCUUCAAGUGCAUUCAGAAAGCUACUGAGAUUUUGCUCGACCCUGUCAAGCGCCGCCAAUUUGACUCCGUCGAUGAGGCUGCCGACGUCGAGCCUCCUACCAAGAAAGAGACCCAAAAGGGCAACUUCUUCAAGUUGUGGGGACCCGUCUUCGAGUCUGAGGCUCGUUUCUCCAAGACUCAGCCCGUGCCUCUCCUCGGUGAUGAAAACAGCACCAGGGAGGAGGUGGAGACUUUCUAUAACGCCUGGUACAACUUCGACAGCUGGAGGACCUUCGAGUACCAGGACGAGGAUGUUCCCGACGACAACGAAAACCGUGACCAGAAGCGUCACGUUGAAAAGAAGAACCAAAAUGCUCGCAAGAAGAAGAAGACGGAAGACACUACUCGCCUGAGGCAUCUUGUCGAUGACUGUCUUGCUCUUGACGAACGCAUCAAGAAGUUCCGUCAACAAGAGCACGCCCAGAAGAACAAGAAGCGCCUGGAGAGGGAGGCCGAGGCUAAACGUGCCGCCGAAGAUGCUCAGAAGAAGAAGGAAGAGGAAGCGCGUCUGCAGGCCGAGAAGGAGGCUGCCGCGAAGGUUGAGAAGGAAGCUGGUAAGAAGGCCAAGGAGGCGGCCAAGAACGCCGCAAAGAAGAACAAGCGUGUCGUGCGCAGUGCGGCCAAGGACAACAACUACCUUGUUGAUGGCGAGGCUUCGGCGGCGCAGAUUGACGGUGUUCUGAAUGAUGUGGACGUGCUCAUCACCAAAUUGGACGCUGACGAGCUGGCUGCGUUUGUUGCCAAGCUUAACGGCAAGUCCGGAGCUGCCAGUGUCAGACCUAUUUACGCCGAUGAAAUCAAGCGUCUGGUUGAGGCGGGCAAGGUGAAGGCGGGCGAGCUCAAGAACAUUGAGGCUUGAGAGAGGAAGAGUGUGUAUGUUAUAGAUU
Molecule: messenger RNA, 1371 nt
Organism: Aplosporella prunicola CBS 121167
Lineage: Eukaryota; Fungi; Ascomycota; Dothideomycetes; Botryosphaeriales; Aplosporellaceae
Exons: 2
Coding region: 9-1343 (444 amino acids)
Biological process (GO): regulation of translational fidelity; 'de novo' cotranslational protein folding
Cellular component (GO): cytosol
Molecular function (GO): Hsp70 protein binding; ribosome binding
Source: RefSeq, a predicted model, not a curated record